This is a messenger RNA of Aspergillus saccharolyticus JOP 1030-1, 1881 nucleotides long. RefSeq names its product putative cytochrome P450. The record is from RefSeq and is a predicted model, not a curated record. The coding region runs from base 392 to 1789 and encodes 465 amino acids. Gene Ontology annotation, molecular function: oxidoreductase activity, acting on paired donors, with incorporation or reduction of molecular oxygen; iron ion binding; monooxygenase activity. The transcript has 2 exons. NCBI's taxonomy places the organism in Eukaryota, Fungi, Ascomycota, Eurotiomycetes, Eurotiales, Aspergillaceae.
GUUCUGAGUGGCAUACCCUCCCGUGGCGUCAAGCAAGGUAGCUUCCCACCCUCCAGAUGAACCAUGAUCUGUGCGGAGAUCGGCUCUUGCACUCGACCACUGGGGAGACGCCAGUGGGGCCUCGUCAAGGGCGCGAACAACCGACUAUCGAAGGGAUCAUCGCGCGAAUCGGCGAGAUUUCAGCUCAGCUGAGAUCUGCAGCCACAACACUCUUUCAGAGCCAUUCACAAUUCGUGCCAUCUCUAUGGAGGUCGCACGGGGGAACAGACACGCCGCCUGCCCACCAAAAGUGUGGAGGCUGGCGUGCUGGCUUAUAACAUAGGCUUGCAUUCUCCAGUCGAUUUGAAGCUGUCAGUUUUCCUGCUCUGUUCGCCUUUUCAACAACGCAGCCAUGCCAUCAGCUAUUCCCAAGCCCCCGGGGGUCUUCCUCCUCGGCAAUCUUUUUGAUGUGAACUCUGGCAACCCUUGGAUGUCAUUCAACAAACUCUCGAGCAAAUAUCGCCCUAUCUGUAAGGUCACUAUUCUCGGUCACGACAUUGUUUUGGUCACCGGAGCCGCCCUUCUUGAAGAAAUAUGCGACGAGAAACGCUUUCGCAAAGCCGUCAACGGGCCUAUUGUCGAAAUUCGACAGCUCGUGCACUCGAGUCUCUUCACGGCUUACCACAGUGAAAUGGAUUCCUGGGGAGUCGCUCACCGAAUCAUGGCACCUCUCGUUACGCCAGAAGCUGUUGCACAGGUCUUCACGGACAUGGGAGAGGUCUCAAACGACCUGAUUAGGAAAUGGACGGCUGGAACGCGCCAGCGUGUCAACGUCACUGACGACCUGGAUCGUCUUAACCAUGCCGCUAACAUGCUUUGCUUUUUUGAUCAACGACUCCAUUGCUUGGAGGGCCCAGAGCCGUUGGUCAUCAAGGCUAUGGAGGGCGCGACCACCGAAGCGGUCCGGCGGCCCAGCCGGCCCAGAAUUCUGAAUUGGCUCUUCUAUCAACGCAAAUUCGACAACCUCAUCAAGUCCCUGCGCGAUUAUUCGGCCGAUUGCAUCGCGCACCGACGCGCAAACCCGUCUGCCAAGAAAGACAUGCUACAUGCCCUUAUCGAGGGCAAGGACCCAGAAACUGGCAAGGGUCUCGACAAGACCCAACAGAUCGACGAGAUCAUCAACGUCUUCAUCGGCAGUGCCACCGCACCAAACCUUGUCGCGUUCGCCCUUUACUACCUCAUGAAGAACCCGAAGGAGAUUGUGCGCGCACGGGAAGAACUAGAUGCUGUCAUCGGAGGACCUGGUACCCAAAUCGAACACGAGCAUCUUGCGAACCUCCCUUACUGCACUGCAAUCCUCCGUGAGGCCAUGCGUCUCGCUCCUCCGGCCCCGGGCUUCAACAUCGAACCCAUUCCCUCGAAUGAAGGUCCUGUCUACCUCGCCGGAGGCGAGUACGAAGUCCCGCGCGACCAACCCCUGUAUGCAAUCCUGUAUGGUGUGAACCGCGACCCGGCCGUGUUCGAGGACCCGGACGCUUUCAAGCCGGAGCGUAUGGUCGGCGAGAAGUACGAUCGUCUUCCCUCCAGCGUCAAGAAGGGAUUCGGCAAUGGUAAGCGCCACUGCAUUGGAAAGCAGUACGCGUGGGAAUGGUCGUUCUUCACGCUGGUCAGCAUCCUCAAGGAUGUGGAAUUUGAGUUGGCCGACAAGAACUAUGUCACCAACCCGGCCGCCGAGAACUAUAACGGGGCGUUCACCGUCAAGCCACUGGGACUUUUCGCUGUCACCGGGCCCCGCCCUAGAGCGAGUUAGAUCUCUGGUCCUCCUGUUAGCUAUUCUGUCUCCUGCCUCAUGAUAUCCAAAUUGCGGUUGUAGUGUAUGCUACGCGUUUGCAUGUUCUUCAA